Cygnus atratus (black swan) is the source of this 1543-nucleotide messenger RNA. RefSeq names its product programmed cell death protein 4-like. The coding region runs from base 16 to 1401 and encodes 461 amino acids. Gene Ontology annotation, biological process: negative regulation of DNA-templated transcription. The transcript has 11 exons. Lineage: Eukaryota; Metazoa; Chordata; Aves; Anseriformes; Anatidae. Gene Ontology annotation, cellular component: cytosol; nucleus. The record is from RefSeq and is a predicted model, not a curated record.
CCCGCCGCCGCCGCGAUGUCCGCCGCCAGCGCGGCCGAGCUGGGCGCCGCCGACCGCGCCCCCUUCGCCACGGGCCCGUGCCCGGCGGGCGCCGAGGAGGACGGGGCCGAGGAGCUGCCGGGGGCCGGGGGGCCGCUGGCCUGGGCCCCCCGCGAGAAGCUGCUGCACGAGGCGCGGCUCAAGGCCAAGGCCAAGCGGCGGCUGCGGCGCGCCUCGUCCCGGGACUCGGCCCGAGAGUCGCUGUCCGAGGGCGCCGAGCCCGGCCCCGAGCCCGGCAGCCCCAAGGGCAGGGCCCACGACCGCAAGUCCCGCAUGGGCAAGGGCCGCGGGCUGCCCAAGAAAGGCGGUGCCGGGGGCAAGGGUGUGUGGGGUGCCCCCGGCGUGGUGUACGGCUACCAGGAGCCUGAUGCCCGCGACCCCAACUACGACGAGGUGGCUCAGGGGGACACGGUGUAUGCCACCGUGGUACCCGAGCUGGAGGAGGACGAGCUGGAGAAGAACGUGCAGCCCAUGGUGCUGGAGUACUUUGAGCACGGGGACACCAGCGAGGUCAUGGCGCUGCUGCGGGGGCUGAACCUGGGCAGCCAGAAGCACGCGGUGCCCUCGCUGGCGGUGGCACUGGCUCUGGAGGGCAAGGCCAGCCACCGCGAGCUGACGUCCCGCCUGCUGUCCGACCUGGUGGGCCGCGUGGUGAGCCCCGAGGACAUCGCCUGGGCCUUCGACAAGAUGCUGCAGGACCUGCCCGACCUCAUCCUCGACACCCCCGAGGCCCCCCAGAUGCUGGGGCAGUUCAUUGCCCGGGCGGUGGCCGACCACGCGCUGCCCCUGGACUUCCUGGAGCGCUACAAGGGGCGCGUGGACUGCGAGCACGCCAGGGCUGCCCUCGACCGCGCCGCUGUCCUGCUGCGCAUCAAGCGCGACGUCAACCGGCUCGACAACGUCUGGGGCGUGGGGGGCGGCCAGCGCCCCGUCAAGCACCUGGUCAAGGAGAUGAACCUGCUGCUGCGGGAGUACCUGCUCUCCGGGGAGGUGUCGGAGGCUGAGCGCUGCCUGCGGGCGCUGGAGGUGCCGCACUUCCACCAUGAGCUGGUGUACGAGGCGGUGGUGAUGGUGCUGGAGGGCUCCGGGGACGCGCCAGUGACGAUGAUGGUGACACUGCUGAAGGUGCUGUGGGAGACGGGGCUGGUGACGCUGGACCAGAUGAACCGGGGCUUCCAGCGGGUGUACGCGGAGCUGGGGGACAUCAGCCUGGACGUGCCCCUGGCCCACGGCCUCCUGGAGCGGCUGGUGGAGCUCUGCUUCCAGCGCGGCAUCAUCACCAGGGCGCUGCGGGACGCCUGCCCCGCCAGGGGCCGAAAGCGCUUCGUCAGCGAGGGCGACGGGGGCCAGGUCAAGCAGUGAGCGCCGGGCACGGCCCCCCCCGGGCUCCGAGGGCCCCGCCGCUGCUGCCCCGGGACCGGAGCCGGAGCCGGACCCGAAGCCGGGGCCGGGGCCGCCGGUGCGGGCGGGCCGGACGCGGGCACAAUAAAGCGGCUUCCAGGGA